Stegostoma tigrinum is the source of this 3273-nucleotide messenger RNA. It is a transcript of the gene rbm18, whose product is annotated as RNA binding motif protein 18. The coding region runs from base 114 to 701 and encodes 195 amino acids. The transcript is spliced from 6 exons. Gene Ontology annotation, molecular function: RNA binding. The record is from RefSeq and is a predicted model, not a curated record. Lineage: Eukaryota; Metazoa; Chordata; Chondrichthyes; Orectolobiformes; Stegostomatidae.
GGAAGUGUCUGCAACGAGGUCAAAGGUUAAGCCGUUGUCUUGACCGGAUGUAAUAAAAGGGGGAGCUGGAAGCGAAGAGGGAAUGAAAGGUUCACCCAAGUGGGCAGUGACGUAUGGGGACUGAAAAUGAAUCUCUUCCUCUGGAAAAUGCUUCUAUUCUAUCUGAAAGCUCCUCACAAGAGGGUCAUCGACUCUGGAUCGGCAAUCUUGAUUCCAGGUUGACUGAAUACAACCUUCUAAAGCUACUCCAGAAAUUUGGAAAAGUGAAGCAAUUUGACUUCCUUUUUCACAAAUCGGGUCCACUUGAGGGGCAACCUAGGGGCUACUGCUUUGUCAACUUCGAGACAAAAGAGGAAGCUGAACGAGCCAUUCAGUGUUUAAAUGGCAAGCUUGCUCUCUCUAAGAAACUGGUAGUGCGUUGGGCUCAUGCGCAAGUGAAGAGGUAUGAUCAAUAUAAAAAUGACAAGAUUCUGCCAAUAAGUCUCGAGCCUUCUUCGAGCACUGAGCCAGUGCAGUCCAAUCUGAGCAUUAGUGCAAAAAUAAAAGCAAUCGAAACCAAGCUUAAAAUGAUGGCUGAAAACCCAGAUGCUGAAUAUACAGGGCCCCCGGCUUACGCGUACAAUAAGCCCACAGACAAAGCACCAGGCAACAAAUCACGAACUGCUCCCUAUUCUAGAGUUGUUCGGAAAUCCAAGCAAUGACUGAUACCAUGAGUACUUCAGAUUCUUUAUCAGAUUUCUUUGAUAUUCAGUGGAACUGUAAAAUCUAAUGAUUACUGCGCAGUGACUUGAUAUGAUAUAAUUUAUUUUUCUAAGAAAACAUUUAAAAUUUAAGCUGUUAGUCUUUAAAGCAUAUGGUUCAAAUGUAUGCCAGCAGGGUAAUUAGCAGUGUUGAGCUCUUCAACCUUUCAUCCUAGAAAGCUGAUUUCUAAUCUAGGUGUCAAUUUUGGCCACACUAGUUAAAACUGUGACCAUAACUUUCAGUGUGACUGAAAUAAGGCUGUUACUUGAGUAAUGGCUCUCAACAAUUUUGUGGAGCAAGGAUGUUUUGCUGUGGUUUAUCAUGUAAAUUGCAUCCAUAAUCUUGCAGUUCUCUUUUGAACUAAGGUUUGCUGGCAAAACCCCUAGAUCACACAGUGACAUUUCACUUUAUUUCUUUGCAAAUUUAGAAUCCAAAUGCAAAUGUAGUUGCAGAUUUGAUGGCAAUAUACACCAUGGAAAGUCUAAUAAUGAUAUAAAAGUUUUUAUACUGAAUGUGUAUUUUCAUUGAAUUGAGUGUUCAAUCAUACGGUAAUAGUUGUAAAAUAAAAUGUUCUGGCUAUUCUUUCCAUGAUAGAACAAAAUUGACUUAUGUAGCAGUGCUAAACAUUUGAGUGCCAGGUCAAGUUUGCCACCUUGAAGUGGUCAUAUUGAGCUUUCUUUUAAAUGCAGAUGAGUAAUGAUCCAGAUUACAGAAAUGGUAAAAUAUCAUGAAACUAAAUGUCACUAAAUAAAACUUCUCAUGAUACUUGGCUAAGGUAAGCCAGGAGCUGUGGUAUUGUGCAACUGAUCUUUUUAAUUAUUUGUGAAUGGGACAUGCGUGUCACUGGCUUGGUGAGCAUUUAUUGCACAUCAUAUUUAUUGUCAAUGGCUGUGCCGUGGGUCUGGAGGCACAUGUAGGCCACACUAAAGGACAUUGAACCACGUGAGUUUUUAAGACCACUGACAGUUAUAUUGUCGCUAUUUGGCUAGGUUUUCAUUCCAUACUUCAUUGAAUUCAACUUCUGCUUUGUGUCAUGAUGGGAUUUCAAUGCAUGACAUUAGACUGGAUUGCCAGUCUAGUGACACCACUACACUGCCUGACCCGAAUCAUGAUGGAUCAAACAUAGUCUUUACAACUAAAGCAACUCUAUUUUCCCUGACCCUGUAGACCAUCGCACUUUUUGACUCAUUAUUCAUAAUCUCACCGACUGGGAUUGGCAGGUAUAGCAUGAGUAAAUCAUCACUGAAGAAUAACUGAAAAAUAGUUUGCAUUUUUUAAUAAGACUUAUUUGUAUUUUUAAAAGUGUCUGUAACUUUCUAGUGAAGACAUUGAUUUGGCAUAUGCUUGCUGAGGACAAAUUGUUAGUGAGUAUGGGUUUUGGGGAUUGUGAUAUGCAUUGCCUGCUGCAUGUAACAAGAGGUUUACCAUUCUCUGAACUCAUCAUUCCCAUGACUGGGAGACAGUAAAACAAUUUUGAUCAUUUAUAGGAAAAUAUUUGCCACGCAGUAACCUGCACAUGUCACAGUCAUGUACUGUAAUGUGUGAAUGUGGAUUUGUAAAUAUUUACAGAAAUUGAUAGGAUUACUCCAAGCAGCCUUGGAGUUAAAUUAGUUAAUAUUAUGGGGUUGAAGUGCAGAUUUUGUUUUAAUUAGCCAGAUGACACUGAGCACUAUGACCCAGCUUUUUGAAGAGUGACUCUUAUUUUUAGCCAAGCCACUAACUCGAUCUCAGGAACUGACUGGCUUUUUCUCAUGUAAACUACCCAAAGUGGUGAGAGUGCUUCCUUUUUUGUUUGCGCAAUACUUAGUAUACAACCCAGGCCCAAAGUGACUGGAUAUUCCUAAUCACAGUGGGUUGAGUCCUAUAACUUGGAGAAGGGGCCAAUUCUUAACCCUGGUUUUUACUUGUACGUUGAAGACUCAUCCUGGAACAAAUCAUGGUUUGAAUUAGAAAUUGUAUAUAUUUUAUGACUGAAUCCCUUUUAAAAGACAUUGUACGUGUGUAAAAUGGAAAAAUAUUAAUGUCACUCCUUGUGUAAAAUUUAUUGUUUACGACUUGUAAUGAAACUUCUUUGCUAAACAUAUUAAACUUGCAGUUCCUCAACAUUGAAGAAUGGAUGGAAUCUAUUGGUUGUUUUACUUUUCUAGAUUGUCUGGUAUAGCCAGUUUCCAUAAUUGUAAAGCCUGUUAUAUCUUUUGGAAACUAUUAAAAAUGAAUAUUUAAAACUGGUCGGUUUAAUUAUAUUUGUCUGCAAAUCUGAUCAACAUUGAUUUACUACAACAUCACUUUCCAAUAAACAAAGUCUGGUAUGUGAAAGAUGGCAUUAAAUCAUUGCAGCUCUUCUACUGUGAUAUCGUUGCUGUAUUAGUGAUUCAGGCUUACAUUUCUGUUGAAAAUGUUAAAUUGUAUGUACACUUUAAGAGAAAUAAUGUACUUGUGUGACAAAGGUGUUUACUGUUGUACUUAUCUGCUGCUACCCGUAUGGUUUACAUUACCAACAGUCCAUUAAAUUCAUUCCAUUCAGGAAAAUAA